Messenger RNA from Adineta ricciae, 1386 nucleotides. The record is from the annotation of a GenBank genome assembly. Lineage: Eukaryota; Metazoa; Rotifera; Eurotatoria; Adinetida; Adinetidae.
AUGACUGAAUACGAUUUAACCGCGAAAUUGGGUCGUUAUUUCGAUCGUCAUCUCGUUUUUCCGUUAUUAGAAUUUUUGACUGAACGAAACAUCUUCGAUGAGAGAGAAAUCUUGCAAGCCAAAUAUGAUCUGUUACAAAACACAACUAUGGUUGACUUUCAAUUGGAUAUCUACAAUAAACUUCAUUCGGAAGGAGAAGAACCAAAAGAAUUGAUUGGAAAACGUGAAGAAAUUGUCUCUCAAUUUACUGAACUUUCACAAGCCGUUCAACCAUUAAUGGAUGCUGUUGUAACCGAAGAUGCAGCUCGUUUAAUUGAACAUCAACGCAAUAGCGAUUCAAUGCUCACGUUAAAUUUCUUGCAGAAGAAUUUCGGUAUUGAACGAAGUAUGGUGGAUGCUUUGUACACGUUUGCUCGUUACGUCUACGAUUGCGGUGAUUAUUCUCGUGCAGCUACUAACCUAGGUCUUUACCGCGCGCUUGUGCCCAACAGUGACAAGAACAUGAUGUCCUGUCUGUGGGGUAAACUAGCCUCGGAGAUCUUAAUGCAACGUUGGGAUGACGCCUACGAUGAUUUAAAUCAGUUGAAAGAAGCCAUUGAAACGAGCAGUUCACGUUCACCAUUAGAUCUCUUACAUCAACGUACAUGGUUCAUUCAUUGGUCAUUAUUCGUCUAUUUCAAUCAUCCUCGAGGACGUGAUGAUCUUGUUCAAUUAUUUCUCGGUUCACCAACGUCAACAACAAAUCAAACCAAUGUCUAUUUGAACACAUUACAAACGGCAUCACCGCAUCUCUUACGUUACUUGGCAGCAGCUGUUAUUAUCAAUCCACGAAAGAAAAAUGAACGCACAUUGAAGGAGCUCGUUAAAGUCAUUCAACAGGAGUCAUAUGCAUUCCGGGAUCCUAUUACCGAGUUUCUCGAGUGUCUCUACGUUCAUUUCGAUUUCGAUGGAGCACAGAAGAAGUUACGCGAUUGUACCACUGUGCUCGAUAACGAUUUCUUUCUCAUCGGUUGUGCUGAUGAAUUCAUGGAAAAUGCCCGUUUGUUAAUCUUCGAAACAUUCUGUCGCAUUCAUCAUUGUAUCACCAUCGAUAUGUUGGCAGAAAAAUUGAACAUGGGAGCUGAUGAAGCCGAACGUUGGAUUGUCAAUUUGAUUCGUAAUGCAAGUUUAGAUGCGAAGAUUGAUUCACAGAAAGGUGUGGUUGUCAUGGGUUCACAAGUCUUAUCACCCUAUCAAGCGGUCAUCGAAAAAACGAAGAAUCUGUUCAACCGAACGCAGAUGUUAGCGCACAACAGCGAAAAGCGACGAGAUACAAACGCUAAUUGGAGUCAUUAUCAAACUCAACAAUCACAAACAAAUAGUACACUUGCUCCAGUAGUUGAAUGA